Messenger RNA from Drosophila subobscura, 1114 nucleotides. RefSeq names its product DNA-directed RNA polymerases I, II, and III subunit RPABC1 (gene Rpb5). The record is from RefSeq and is a predicted model, not a curated record. Gene Ontology annotation, biological process: DNA-templated transcription. Gene Ontology annotation, cellular component: RNA polymerase II, core complex; RNA polymerase I complex; RNA polymerase III complex. The transcript has a single exon. The coding region runs from base 66 to 698 and encodes 210 amino acids. Gene Ontology annotation, molecular function: DNA-directed RNA polymerase activity; DNA binding. Lineage: Eukaryota; Metazoa; Arthropoda; Insecta; Diptera; Drosophilidae.
UCACACUGCAGCGUCCGCGUGCGUGCUUCAUUUGCAAUAAAAAUAAAAAUAUUUAGAAAAUAGCCAUGGAUGACGAAGCUGAAACAUACAAGCUGUGGCGCAUUCGCAAGACAAUCAUGCAACUGAGUCACGAUCGCGGUUAUUUGGUGACGCAGGACGAAUUGGACCAGACGCUGGAGCAGUUCAAAGACAUGUUUGGUGACAAGCCAAGCGAAAAAAGGCCGGCCAGGUCCGAUCUCAUCGUACUGGUGGCCCACAACGACGAUCCCACUGAUCAGAUGUUUGUGUUCUUCCCGGAGGAGCCGAAGAUCGGCAUCAAGACAAUCAAAACCUAUUGCACCCGUAUGCAGGAAGAGAACAUUCAUCGAGCCAUCGUUGUGGUGCAGGGCGGCAUGACACCCUCGGCCAAGCAGUCGCUCGUGGACAUGGCCCCCAAGUACAUUCUGGAACAGUUUCUCGAGUCUGAGCUGCUCAUCAACAUCACUGAGCACGACCUGGUGCCGGAGCAUGUGGUGAUGACCGUUGAGGAGAAGCAGGAGCUGCUCAGUCGCUACAAGCUUAAGGAGAACAUGUUGAUGCGCAUCCAGGCCGGCGAUCCAGUGGCUCGCUACUUCGGUCUUAAGCGUGGUCAAGUGGUGAAGAUCAUCCGUUCGUCGGAGACAGCCGGUCGAUAUAUCUCCUACCGCCUCGUCUGCUGAGAGGUCAAUUUAUAUUUUAAAUUAGUAUAAUAAAUUACAAACAUAAACAAACAAAUUGUAUAAUCCAAAUUCAAAGGUUGACGCGUGUCCACGGAGGAUCUUUAGCGGUUUGUAGAGCUGGGCCUGGGCCUGGCAUUGGACAUCUGAUACUUCUGAUGGCCCCUCUGGGGAACAAGAACACCUCUGGAGAUCGUCUUCUCCAUUUGGUACUGCCGACUUCCGUUGCAAUCUCCUGCCUCGAGUAUUGGAGCACGAAACUGUAAGAUUUAUUUGAGAGCAUUGCCCUGUUGAAUGUGGACAUCGCUCUAAUGACCUUCAUCGCAGCUGCGGAGUACUUACGUAGGCAUGACCACCGAGGAAGGGCGCCACGGUCCGAAAAAUUCAAUAAUAAAGACAAAUCGAAAAUGAUGAAGUCA